This is a messenger RNA of Cyclopterus lumpus (lumpfish), 2547 nucleotides long. It is a transcript of the gene baiap2l1b, whose product is annotated as BAR/IMD domain containing adaptor protein 2 like 1b. Gene Ontology annotation, biological process: positive regulation of actin filament polymerization; actin crosslink formation; actin filament bundle assembly. Gene Ontology annotation, molecular function: protein binding. The transcript has 14 exons. Gene Ontology annotation, cellular component: cytosol; nucleoplasm. The record is from RefSeq and is a predicted model, not a curated record. Lineage: Eukaryota; Metazoa; Chordata; Actinopteri; Perciformes; Cyclopteridae. Bases 286 to 1794 code for a protein of 502 amino acids.
CCCACCUCCACGGGCCUGCCCGCCCUCCUCUGAACUCACCGCUCCGUGUUCUUCGUGCUCACGCGCAGCGGAUCUCCUUCGUGUCUCGCGCUCAGCUUUGAUCUUUUGUGUCGGCAUGUGUGCGUCGCGUCUCCUGCUGGAUAUGAGGAGUUGCAUGUGUCCCUAGGUGUUGGUCACUUUUCCCUGUUGGAUUUUUUUUUUUUGACGUCGUUUUAGUUGUAUAUAUAUAUUAUUUAUAUAUAUAGUUUUUUAUUCGUAAUCGGGUGUAGAGGAUCUAAGUGAAACAUGUCGAGGAGCGCGGAGGAGGUGAACAAGCUCACCGAGAGCACAUACAAGAGUGUAAUGGACCAGUUCAACCCGGGACUGAGGAAUCUGGUGAACCUGGGAAAGAACUAUGAGAAAGCCGUGGCUGCAAUGAUCCUGGCGGGAAAGUUGUAUUUUGAUGCAAUGUCUAAGAUUGGGGAGAAUGCUGCAGUGUCUCCUGUCUCCAGAGAAUUGGGUGUAGUGCUCAUGGACAUCUCAGAGGUCCACAGAAAGGUUCAUCUUGAGCUGGAAGAAAAUUUUAAGAGGUUCCACAGGGAGAUAAUAUCCGAGCUGGAGAGAAAGACUGACAUGGAUGUCAAAUACAUGACAGCCACGUUCAAGAGGUACCAGAUUGAGCACAAGAUGAAGCAGGACUCUCUGGAGAGAUCCCAGUCGGACCUGAAGAAGCUGAGGAGGAAGAGCCAAGGCAAGAACGCCAACAAGUACGAGAACAAGGAGAGCGAGUGCCUGGAGACGUUGACCAGCCGUCAGAUGGACAUCCAGCUGUUCAUCGCAGACGGCUGUAAGGAGGCUCUGCUGGAGGAGAAGAGACGGUUCUGUUUCCUGGUGGACAAACACUGCAUCUUCUCCUACCAGUUCGCUUCCUUCCACGAGAAGGCCAGAGACAUGCUGACGGCGAAGCUAAACAGCUGGCAGGACCGGUGCAACGACGCGGCCGACAUGCCCGACAGCAUCAUGUCCAUGAUCGAGGGACUGCGCACGCCCGUCUGCAUCACCCCUCUGCCCUCUCCAUCCCCGUCCCGGCACAGCAUGAACAUGUCCACUCCUCCGGCCCCUCCGCUGAAGGCUCAGACCAGUCCUCUGGCUAACAUGUUCACCCAGGAGAACCACAGCACCACUGGCACCAGCACUACCAACAACAGCAUAGACGAGGAGAACAAUCUCGCCAGGUCUGUGUCGGUCGCCACUGGCCUCAACAAUAUAGUGAAGAGGCCGCGAGUGCGCACCAUCUUCCCCCACAACGCCGGCAACAACAACACGCUGCUGAGCUUCGAAGAGGGAGACGUCAUCGCCCUGCUCAUCCCCGACGAGAGAGACGGCUGGAUGUACGGCGAGCUGGAGAAGAGUGGAAAGAGGGGCUGGUUCCCUUCAUCCUACUGCCGUGCUCUCUCCGAGCCUCUCGUGAAUAACAACAGUGUGUCGGGGGUCCCGUACCGCAGUAGAAGUGUGGUCAACCUCCACCAUCAGGACACGGAGACCGACGAGGCGACCAUGGUGCUCCCCCCGGCGGACUACCGUGGCGUCUCGCAGCGCACCGCCGUCAACAACAUCAGCACCAUCGCCACAAACUACAACCACCAGCAUUCCCCAACGCCCUCUGCAGCCUCCUCCUCGUCAGAUCACCACACGGCAGCGCAGCCUAACGGCACCACAAGACCUCAGCCUGCUUACCUCGCGGGAGGGAACCCAUUCUCCACAGUCCGGCUACGUCCAACGGUCACCAACGACCGUUCCGCACCGGUCGUCUGAUCGGUCCACAUUUACGCUCCAUUACCACAACUUCCUGUCCGCCUUCCUGCGUCAUCUGACGGGGACGUGCCGCUCCGCCUUCACUGGUCUGGAACCAGGCAGAACUUGGCCAGCACAGACGAAACAAUGGGAUCCCCUCACUGCUACUCUCACGUUGAAGUAUUCUGGGACCGUUUUAUUUUCCAAAACAGAUGCUCACAUAUUUAAGAUAUAUAUAGAUAUAUAUUUUGCCUAUGUUGUCCCUCCGUCUGUGGUGGUGAUGUUUGAAGGACCACAUGCUUACCGACACUUGAGAAAUGGAUGAAUGAAAGCGGUCAAAGGAAAUACUGCGACGUAUUAAUGCUGAUGUUGCUUGUUCAUUGACGGUUGCCACAGGACAGCAGGAGAGCGCACUUCAGAGGAUCUCUGCAUUGCUCCUUCAGGUCCUUAUUAAAAUGUUGUUGCUGCAAGGACAGAAAUCCCUCCAAAAAUCCUUGGUCCCUCUUGUAUAUACACUUGUUCAACAGUCCUUUGCCAUCUCGACAGGACGCUCGCCUUAAGGACACAAACAGAACUUCUGUAAAGAAAUAUCAGUUCACUGUUGUGUUCUCCAAACUGUGGACAACCGCCUCAUCUUCACAUUGGCAGUGCAACCAUUUCUGCUUUAAUCAUUGCACAUGCAAUUUUAAGACCACAGUCUGUAGACUUGUUUUUGACCCACAUUACAAUCUUAAUAGAAUUUGCUGUAUGAAAAAUAAAGAUGUAUUUCUUCAA